This is a messenger RNA of Hydra vulgaris (swiftwater hydra), 503 nucleotides long. Lineage: Eukaryota; Metazoa; Cnidaria; Hydrozoa; Anthoathecata; Hydridae. The record is from RefSeq and is a predicted model, not a curated record.
UGUGACAUAAUAAUACAGAGAAGCUAAAAAAUUGGUCUAUGGAUGAUUGGAGAUCUCGUGGUCAAACAUUAACGGAGGACGAUCUUCAAAUAAAGGCAAUACAUAAGGAUUGUGUAAAUGCGGCAUGCAUAUUACAGGUUUCAGUUGGAAUUGAUACAAAAUCGCUUGUUCAAAAAAUGCAAAACUUUGUAUUGAAAAAAAAAUUUACCCCUAAAAAUGGACUCCUCAAACUUAUUAUUCGUGUGGGUCAAAACAAAAGGCAGAACAUUCCACCUUUAAAUCAUAUUCUUACUGCAGAAUCAGAAGUAGAAAUUGAUUUUAAUACAUCAAAAAAAACACAAGAAAACUCCUUUAAGUCAACAAAACAGAAAGAGAAAAAAAAAUUUAUCUUUGAAGAACCUCCUUUACCAUCAUUACCAUUGUGGGAGCCACCAAACCUUCCUGAUUCCGAUUCAGUAUACAUUUUAAAAUUUUGUCCCAUUCAAUAUUGUGAAUGUAUUUAA